Chelmon rostratus (copperband butterflyfish) is the source of this 4854-nucleotide messenger RNA. It is a transcript of the gene dcp1b, whose product is annotated as decapping mRNA 1B. Lineage: Eukaryota; Metazoa; Chordata; Actinopteri; Chaetodontiformes; Chaetodontidae. The record is from RefSeq and is a predicted model, not a curated record. Gene Ontology annotation, biological process: deadenylation-dependent decapping of nuclear-transcribed mRNA; deadenylation-independent decapping of nuclear-transcribed mRNA; positive regulation of catalytic activity. The coding region runs from base 213 to 2222 and encodes 669 amino acids. The transcript has 11 exons. Gene Ontology annotation, cellular component: P-body. Gene Ontology annotation, molecular function: enzyme activator activity; mRNA binding.
CAUGGCCGUUGACAAACUCACUUAUGGCAGUUAGAGCUUUAUAACUCCUGAAAAUUUUUAAUUCACAAGUCUUAAUUUGCCAAACGAGCAACUGUGCAAAUACAGACUUAGUUGUCUUUUUUUACCUUGCGGCUGGUUUGGUUUUUAUCUCAUCUUCUGUGACUCGUUAGCCACUGAAGCUAGGUAGCGAGCUAACCUCUCCAUAGGGAACAAUGACAGCGACUUCUGCAGGCAUCGGCAGCUUCCUCCCCGCUAAAGGACUGGACAUAAGUCUGGCUGCUCUGCAGCGACAAGACCCAUACAUCAAUCACAUUGUGGACGUGGCCAGCCAAGUUGCUCUGUAUACUUACAACAACAGGGCAAAUGAGUGGGAGAAGACUGAGGUGGAAGGCACCCUCUUUAUCUACACAAGACUGGCAUCUCCGAGGCACGGUUUUACCAUCAUGAACAGACUCAGUAUGGAGAACCUGACAGAGCCAAUCACCAAAGACCUGGACUUCCAGCUCCAGCACCCCUUCCUACUUUACCGCAAUGCGAGACUGGUUAUCCAUGGGAUUUGGUUCUAUGAUAAGGAGGACUGUCAACGCAUUGCCCAGAGGAUGAAGAUUCUGACCCAGCAGGAACAGGCCCUGGCUCAGUCUCAGGGUGGAUGGUUGUCCCCAGGAGCAGGAGGAGGGGGAAGAAGUGGAGGAAGUGGAAGUGACGCGAAGACAGUGGACAUCAUCCAGAUGUUGACCAAAGCACGCACAGAGUAUGACAAGGGGCAAUCCACAUCAGAGCCAAAGGAGAUUGGUGGCAGCAGCGUUCUAUGUGGAAACCCCAACCUGAUCAAACCAAUACCUGUAAAACCCACCACUCAGGACAGUGAAGGUGCUGAACCCAAGUCUCUCUCCCUGGCCACUCUUUUUGGCUCCCAACAUCAACAUCACCACUCCUCCAAACCUGACCCAGUCUCUCCUUUGGCGGGGUCGUCAACAGGGAAAGUCACCCGCCCACCUGUAGCCCGCACGCUGACAUACGAGGAGACGGUGAACUCUGGCAGAAGUGUCACCUCCAAGGGAGGGAACGUGGUCAUGGCUGGUUGCUCAGAUAGAGGGCUCAGGGCUGCGAUUGGUGGACAAACUGUCGGAGUAGAUAGUGGAAAUGUUGGGGGUUUGCUGCCCAGUCCCAGCGCUGCCCAUCAGCAGCAGCAGCAGAACCAGCCUCAGCACUGCCCAGCCAUCCAGAAGCUCAUGCAGGGACAGAGAGGGGUCGGAGGGGUCGUAGGAGUGCUUCAGACCGUGUCCGAGUCCCCCGAGAACAGGCUGUGUGACAACGGGGUGCCGUUGGAGCAUCACCACCAUCACCAUCUGUUCCAUCAUCAUCAGCAGCACCACCACCACCAUCAGCAGCAGCUUCAACCGGACCCAAUCAAGAGACUUUUCCAAAUCCAGCCACUUCCUCCCUCCUCCACCUCCUUCACCUCUGCUGCUCCACUGAGUUGCUCCAACCCUCCUCCCCUGCAGCAGAAUCCUCAUCUCUCUUCCCAGCCCGCAAUGGUGGAUUCUCUGUCAUGUUCACACCUGCAAGCGCCACAAAGCCAGCAUCUGUUUUUCAGCCUGUCCAAACCUCAGCCAGAGGCUCAGCACAACAGCCAAUCAGCGUCAGCGAUACAGGGAACAGGAUUGCUGCUAUCUCAGGUGACCAAUGAGCAAGUCCUUCAACCAUCACAAGGUGUGUCUUCCCAGAUGCCCGGUGUGGUGUCGCCUCAUGAGCUCCUGCAAAAGCUCCAGCUGGUCCAGCAGGAGCAAAACCUGGCUUCCCAGGACCCCCCUCGACUCUGUCCAGGACUGGCCCCUCGAUUUCUGGGGCCCACUCAAGGUCAAGGUGUGGGCUCAGUCCCAAACCCGACCACAUCAACUGCAGGUCAAAAGGCUGCGCUGCAGUUUCAGGUCAUCUCCCCCCAGCGGAUACCAGCCACUGUGGCCCCCAACCUGCUCCUCUCUCCCAGUAUGUUCUCUCAGGCAAAGUCUAGUGGCGGGCUGACAGCGGUUGCCCAAGAGAGCUGCCCCGCCCCCUCAACCCUGUCCAGACCCCCACUGCAGGAGGAGAUCAGAGUCCUGUCCAGAAGCCAGCUUCAAGCCACACUGCUGAACCUGAUCCAGACUGACAACUCAUUCCUGGACACCAUCUACGAAGCCUACGUCAGCCGCUUUGCUAACGACUCCAGCAGCAAGUACUGAUGACUCCUCACACCCUCUGUCUAUACAUACACCCUGUCCAGAGCAGCGAGGCUCAUUCUUACACUUGAUGUGGAUGGACCACUUCCUCCUCUGAACCCUACACACACGUUCACCGCUUCUCCUAUGCACUGUACAUCCCCUCAACCCGACUCUCUUCACUUCUAACAAGACUCUCUGGUUGCAACAAAAAAGAGCCGUCAUCAAAAGUCAUAGGUGUGUUUGUCUUUUCAUCCUGUGACUCCUCUGAAAAAAACGAAUCCUCUCAAGCUGAGGACCACUAAUUUCUGGCUCAAAUGCGGCAUCACCAUACAGUCUUGACCUCACCUGUAUUUAAGGGGAAAAUGUAGCCUAUAUUCAUAUUAUGCUGCAACCUCACAGGUGUUUGGAUUUAGUAGUAAACUGCACUAUUUUUUUUCCAACAAGUGUAGCAGAAUUUUAUGCUUUUUUUGUUUUGUUAUAACCUGUAAUAUUUACUCUGACUCAGUCGUCUAACACCAGCCAGCCUCCUGGGCUUUAACAAACACGUCUUCCUAGUCUAAGAACUAGUGCUGAAGGAUAUGCUCAAACUCGCUUCACUUAGAAAAUGAAGUGUGAAACAUGUUAAACAUGUUUUUGUGUUCUGUAUAUUUGGAAAAGUAAUUAAGGUUAAAUGGGAUCAGAAUUUACAAUUCCUCUAAAUUAAGCUUGCUUUCUAAAGGAAUUUUAAGUAUAUUUUAUCAUCCAAAUUCUUUUGAAGUUAUUAUUGAAGUGAUACCUUGUCGUUUUGAUGUUUUUUCUCUUGUUUUUCAGCAGACUGUGCUGCGAUAAAUAUCUGUAUUGGUAUUUUAGCCACAGUCACUGAAUGUUGUCACUGGGCUUAAUGACUUUUUGUAAGUGAAACUGGUGUAUGUUGCCCACAAGGGGAAGUUAUAUCCACUUAUUGUUAGGCCCCAUUUACACCUGGUGUUAAAAUGAGACAUGUCAUCCGGAUAAGGAAUAACGCAUGGUAUAACUGCGUUGUGAUCAGAUCUGCCUGAUCACAUCUGGAGGUAAUCUGGUCUGUCUAGUCACACAGAAGCCUACAUGGUGGCACUGCAACAUACAGACAAACUAACACAAUGUUUCUUAAACAAAGAAAGGAAUAACGUAAUGUAUUGCAGCUGCGAAAUUUACAAAAGGGGACAAAUAAUCAAGAUUUUUUUGUUGACAUUUUACAAAGUUUCACACAACUCGACUACUGACAAAACUCAGAUUUUUAAGGGAGUCUGGGGCUGAUUUGCCGCCACCCUCAAUUUCAUCAACCCUGGGUUCUCAAUGAGAACAAGGAGAACGUAUUAAAAAUAGCAGGUGUAAACACAAAGGCGAGGUCGGAUCUUUUACCUAGCUGUCUGGAUCUAGAUCCCAUUUUAAUACCAGGUAUAAAAGGGGUGUUAAUGUGUGGAUUUUCAGGUGUGUCGGGGAGAAAAUCUUCACAGCACUUUAUAACUUUAGGAGUGCUUUGUUACUCUUAUUCCUCCUCUCCAGAUAUUACGAUCACGAGGAAGAAUUUGGAAUGGCACAGCAUCCAUCUAACUUAAAGUAUCAAGGAAAGUACAGGAGAUUGUUUACCUGCACUACCUCACAGAGAGCUAGUUUGGAGGCGUUGCCUGUGUUUUUAUUUCACCGCAGAUUGUCAGCAAUGUGAUUGGACAUUUAUAAAGGUUAGAUGAUCCAGUCAGGAUUCCUUAUCAAUUUAACAAAAGGGUUUUCAUAACAGAAUAAAAGCAUUGACAACAUUUUAACACAUGAAAAUAACACUUGUAAUAGUGUUUUUUCUCGCCAGCGCCAUUACUGUUUAACAACUAUGUAACAUGGAGUGAUUUUGCUUUCAUGCCCGUUUCUGAACAUUCUACCAAACAAAGCAACUUACAGAAUCCCCUCAGGAAUAAUAAAGCAAUUUAUUGAUGAAUGAUUUGCUAUUAAUGGCAAAUCCAGUAAAAUAAUAGAUAAAUGGAGAUUUAGGGCAACAAAAAGAAAAAGAAGGUAUAAAUAUACCCAGUAAUUGUUUAGAGUUCACAGGCAUGUUCAAAGCAAAGUGUAGUAAAUAAUAUUCUAGAAAAAUAUAUUUCCGAAAUACUGUUUUGCUCUAGGCAUUGCAUACAAUCAACCAGCCAAACUUUGUAGAUUUUUCCACUCAGUAUCACAGAGUACAGCAGAGAAGUCGCAGCCAAUGAAAAAGUGUGUUUAGCUCUCGUGCUAAACUCAUAUCCAGCCAGACGAUGUAGUAGCUACCAGAGAGUACAUAAACACAGCAGCAACAACAGCCACAAAAAAGAGAAUACAUAUAACAGAAUAUUUUUUUUCCUAUUUUUGUACUCAAGAAGCAAAAUGUAUUGUUGUCGUACGAAUAACCAGCAUGUUACAUUACGGUUAAAUAUACAGUAGGUGGUCGUUCAUUCUUGUACAACAUAUCUACAGUUAUCGGGUUUUGUGCUUUUAGUUUAACAGAUUUCAUCCAUAAUCCUUUUUUAAGCUUUGUCAUUUGAAAUAGAAGACACAUUGGAAUGUUAAUGGGAACAGUUUUACACAUGUUUUAUUUCUUUUUGUCAGGAAUGUUUGGCUCUUCCAUAAACUGGAAUAAAUUUUAAUUGGAUAUUAAAUGUUCUCAAACUGC